Didymella exigua CBS 183.55 is the source of this 2008-nucleotide messenger RNA. Its product is annotated as Metallo-dependent phosphatase. Bases 154 to 1806 code for a protein of 550 amino acids. NCBI's taxonomy places the organism in Eukaryota, Fungi, Ascomycota, Dothideomycetes, Pleosporales, Didymellaceae. Gene Ontology annotation, cellular component: cytoplasm. The transcript has 3 exons. The record is from RefSeq and is a predicted model, not a curated record. Gene Ontology annotation, molecular function: phosphoprotein phosphatase activity.
CGCAAGGAUACAUCCAUCGAUGGCUGCCUCCUGCGCCCAAAUCUCUUACUAUUAACCUGAAGAGCGUGUGCCAUGGCGACAGCGCUACGGGACUCUUUCACGACGUUUCUCUUCUUUAAAGACAUAUGCGGCUGAACGGCCACUAACUUCAUCAUGACCCGCCGAAUAGUCCGAACGGGCGUUCAGCUCAUUGCUUUUACAAUCAUUGCCUGCGUCCUGGUCUUCUUCGUGGACAACCAAUACCGCGUCCUCCCCCAAUCUGUUCACAGCCACCUUCCCCUACACCACGAGGGUCUCGUCAUCACCGAUAUCGCCGUAACGACGUGCUCGAGCCUGAACCCGCUGUCUAAAUGUAUGCUAGACCAGAAGAAGUGGCACCGCGUGGAGAAGGACCUCUACCUUGGGUCUGGCUGGGUCUCGAAGGCAUUCGUACACAUCAAGCGCAAGAGAGAGGAGGAGCUCACGAGUGAUGACAAGGUCAUCAUCGAUGUGCGCACCGGAAAGCUUGACCCGUCCGUAGGCGAGAAGGCUCAAGCUUCGGAGAAGUGGGAGUCUCGCUCGGCAGGAGUAUGGAUCAAGAGAUCACUCAAGCGUCACGCGAGCGACUCGAAGCAGGCCGUGACUGCUGUGGAUAUACUGUUUGGAUCUGACGCAGUGGAGCCACGACCUGGGUGGGAGCUGGUCAAGAAUGGCGCACUGCACCUGGAGGCCACAGGGAAGGACCCGCGCCUAAGCAUACGUCGGGGUGCACCACAUACGAUUGAGAAGCCAAUUCCUAAGAUCAGGAAGGACGGUAAGUUCAAGAUCAUGCAAAUCUCUGAUCUUCAUCUGAGCACUGGCUUGGGAGCGUGCCGGGAUCCGGAGCCUAAGGGCCACAACGGUGGCCACUGCGAUGCCGAUCCAAGAACGUUGGACUUCGUCGAACGUGUGUUGGACGAGGAGAAACCUGACAUUGUAGUGCUGUCUGGCGAUCAGGUUAACGGCGACACCGCACCAGAUAUUCAGAGUGCCCUCUUCAAGAUCAUCGAGCCUCUCGUCGAGCGCAAGAUACCGUACGCAGCCAUCUUUGGCAACCAUGACGACGAAGGCACAUUGUCUCGCGCCGCGCAGAUGUCCCUCUACGAACAAUUGCCUUACUCACUGUCAGAAGCCGGACCGAAUACCAUCGCCGGCGUAGGCAACUACUACGUGGAGGUGCAAGCACAUGCCAGCAAACACGCAGCACUCACACUUUACAUGCUCGAUACCCAUGCAUACUCGCCGGACGAGGCCCACUUCCGCGGCUACGACUGGAUCAAACCAAAUCAGAUCGACUGGUUCAAGAAAACCGCCGAGAGCCUGAAGGACACCCACAGCAAGUACACUCACAAGCACUUGGACAUGGCAUUCAUUCACAUCCCCCUCCCUGAGUAUGCGGACAGGAACAACGAGUGGGUCGGUAACUGGACGGAGGGCGUGACAGCGCCUGCUUUCAAUACGCACUUCAAAGACGAGCUGGUCAAGCAGGGCGUAAAAUUUGUUUCUUGUGGUCAUGACCACGUGAACGAUUAUUGUAUGCUUUCAAAGGAGCACGCAACACAAGAGCCUGAGCUGUGGAUGUGCUAUGCUGGUGGCAGCGGAUUCGGCGGGUACGGUGGAUACAACAACUUCCACCGUAGGCUACGUGUAUUCGAGAUCGACACAAAUACCGCGCGGAUUUCAACAUGGAAGAGGCUAGAGUAUGGUGACAUAGGCAAGAGGCUGGACGAACAGAUGAUUGUCGAUGCUGGACGAGUCCUGCCGGUGCGAAGGGAUGAUCAGGGAUAAGGCCACCGGGCCAGUUUUCAGUAAAUAAGGCGUUUUCGGUGUUGAAGUGUGCCAUGGCGGAGGUUUUGAGGCCUCAAUAUUACGUAUGCAUGGCUGGCUGGGCGCAAGUAUGUUCUACUUUGUUCUUCACAUAAUCAAUAUCUAUACGUCCUUACUUCAUGUCCGGUGUACUUAGUCCGCACACAACACAUGCGUGUAGUCA